AUGUCCUCACCGCCUCUAUCCCUUUCGCGAUUUGACACGCGGGACGACGACAGCGCCUCCACCGGCCACUCCUCCAUUGAAGUUAUUGGCCAGUUGCACCGUGUGCCGCAGGAAAACGUGCUAGCUACGUUGGAUCUAGAAACUUUGUCAAAUGCUAGGUACGGCUUGUCCGACGGCGGUCACUCGUCGCAAGGGCGCAUACCCAGCGACCUCGAAACGACCCAGUUAGGGAACUCCAACCCCAGACAGGCCUCAGAAAAUUCUAUUGAUCGCAAUCUAUCGGAUCGAGCUUUUUCGGAGGGAUGGCUGUCGCAGGCAAGGAUGGUGGGAAGCUCGCAGGGAAGUUGGCAAGGGAGUGUGCAGACUUCGGAGAGGGUUGUCUAUCGCCAAAUCGAGGGUAGCGACGGCGGCUCGCUCGCUAAUAUCUUGCGCUCAAACAGCACCUCUAGCUUACGCUCCAAUGCCGGCUCUAGCGUUCAGGGCGUACCCGCGGUGCACGACCAGUCUGCAUCUGCACCCUCGGUGUACGGCCAGUCCGCAUCGGCGCCCUCGGUGCACGACCAGUCCGGCUCUGAGCACCCCUCCUCAUCUCCCGAUUCCUCCUUCUUGACGGCGCCCUCCCACAAAUCCUCCUCUUCCUCCGCCGCCGCCAUCGUACCCCGCGCGCCCGGCACGCCGUCGGUCCGCAGUCGAAGCUCCGCCCCGUCCGACUCUGACCGCGAGCAGCGACGCCGCAGUCCGCUUACGUCGGGGAUAGCGAGCCCGACCUCGAGCGUGGCUGGGGGCGACGAGAACUCCGCGAAGUCCCGUCACGGUCCCCGCGCCCGAGCGUGUUCUGCGCCCCCAGGCGACGCAGGCGCGCGUAAGUACCCCCGUCGCGCGCCAGUACAGACUAUACGCGACAUCUCGAGUGGCGAGGUUUCCUUCGAUACGGGCCUUUCGAUCCCGUCGUCGCCUAUUCUGGGGCCGGAUGCGGAAACACUGAAGGGGUAUAAGAGGGCUAUGAAGACUGCGGAGGAGUCUCUGGCGAAUGAGCGGAGAGAACGGCCGAAAGAAAUAGAGCGGCUUUUCCGGGUGCACGCAUCUGACCUGCGCCGCAUCGAGGAGGGGCACGCAGCUAUAGUGCGUCGCUUUGAGGAAUCGCUCAAGCGGGAGAGGGAGGAGCGAGAAGCCGAGGUCAGGCGGGAGAAGGAGGAACGAGCGAACGAAGUGGGGCGUCUCGAGGAGACCCUCAAGCAGGAGAGGGAGCGGGAGAGGGAAGAACGAGCGAACGAAGUGCGUCGCUUUGAAGAGUCGCUCAAGCGAGAGAGGGAAGAGCGAGAAGCCGAGGUCAGGCGCGAGAAGGAGGCGCGAGCGAACGAAGUCAGGCGCCUGGAGGAGGCGCGAGCGAACGAAGUCAGGCGCCUGGAGGAGAUGCUCGAGGGCCUCAAGAAGACGCUCGAGGAGGCCCGAGAGGAAAAAUCAGUUUUAUUUAAGAAGCUACUAGAGAAGGUAUAGAUGCACCCAGCGCCCGUAGCCCACCGUGACGCUCUCGCUGCGUUCCUUUCCGCCUCCACACAUCGUUUCUUCCUAUCUGCUCUCGUUUGUCAUGCUUUCUGUUCGUGCUUUUCUACUCCCUCGCUAAAUGGUGCUUUGCAAUUGGAUCGUUACGCCGGAGUCGCCUUGUUGAUACCGUUU
This is a messenger RNA of Trametes versicolor FP-101664 SS1, 1677 nucleotides long. RefSeq lists its product as uncharacterized. The record is from RefSeq and is a predicted model, not a curated record. The transcript is spliced from 4 exons. Bases 1 to 1497 code for a protein of 498 amino acids. Lineage: Eukaryota; Fungi; Basidiomycota; Agaricomycetes; Polyporales; Polyporaceae.